AUGAAGCGCAAGGCAGAGCCCAAUGGCGCAGGCGGGCGCAUGAAGAGGCCAAAGACCGAACUAUCAACCGAGGAAGCCCACAGCCGAUUCAGAGAGGGCCUGUUCGACGAGGCGGUCCACAAGCGCUACAGGGACGAGUACGCCAGCUCGGCGCCGUACAAGCACGCCGUGAUCGAGUCGCUGGUGGACGACGCGCUUCUCCGGUCGGUGCGCGACGAGAUCCGGACGAACGUCGUGUUCACGCCCAAGGAGACGGACAUCUACAAGAUCCACCAGUCGGGCGACCUGGCCAACCUGGACGGCCUGGACGACGAGUCCCUGGCCAAGCUGCCGUCGCUCCUGCGGCUCCGCGACGCCGUGUACUCGGCCUCGUUCCGCGAGUACGUAUCCGGCGUGACCGGCUGCGGUCCCCUCAGCGGGCGCAAGACCGACAUGGCCAUCAACGUGUACACCCCCGGGUGCUUCCUCCUGUGCCACGACGACGUCAUCGGCUCCCGGCGCGUCAGCUACAUCCUCUACCUGACGGACCCGGACACGCCCUGGCAGCCCGAGUGGGGCGGCGCGCUGCGCCUGUUCCCCGUACAGGAGAUCGAGGGCGCCGCCGACGGAAAGGUGGCCAGGACGCCGCUGCCCGACCCGUGCAAGGUCAUCCCCCCGGCCUGGAACCAGCUGAGCUUCUUCGCCGUCCAGCCGGGCGAGAGCUUCCACGAUGUCGAGGAGGUCUACCACGCCCGGACCGAGGAGGAGCUCGGCAAGCAGGGCGGUCGCAUCCGCAUGGCCAUCUCCGGGUGGUUCCACAUCCCCCAGGAGGGAGAGGAGGGCUACAUCCCCGGCGAGGAGGAGGCCAACCUCAGGAACAGCUCCCUCAUGCAGCUGCAGGGCAACCCGGCGCAGUACGACGCCCCGCAGCCGCUCGUGGUGCCCGUCGUCGACGGCGCCAAGGCCGACGACGAGGUCGAGUUCGACGAGGCGGACAUCGAGUUCCUCCUCAAGUACAUGGCCCCCACCUUCCUCACCCCGGACACCCUAGAGCAGGUCAACGCCCUGUUCGAGGAGGACUCGAGCAUCACCCUGCCCGACCUGCUGUCCGAGAGUUUCUCGCAGAGGCUGCGCGACUACGUCACCGCCGCCGAGGACGACGCCCGCCGCGGCCCCGACCUCGAGACCCCCGCCAUAGAGGCCGGCUCGCCCUGGCGUGUCGCCAAGCCCCCCCACAAGCACAGGUACCUGUACCAGCGGCCCGGCGGGCCCGACGGCCUGCGCACGUCCCGGGACGAGAACCCCCUCACCGACCUGCUCGACAACCUCCUCCCCAGCAGGCAGUUCCGCACGUGGCUGCAGAUGGCGACGGGGUGCAAGGUGGAGGGUCACGACGUCAUGGCUCGCCGUUUCCGUCCGGGCAAGGACUACACCCUGGCCACGGGCCACGAGGGGAAGCCCCGUCUCGAGCUGAACCUCUGCAUCACCCCCACCGAUGGCUGGACCAUUGACGAGCUGGAGGAGGAGGAGGGGGGGCAGAAGCAGAGGAGGGCCGAAGAGAGGCAGAGGCGGAAGGAGGAGGAGGAUGUCGGCGGCCACGAGGUCUACAUGGCUGCCGCCGACGACGAGGACGAGGAUGCCGCCGUGUACAACGCCGGGGCCGACGACGACGACAACAUCCUCUUCUUCCAGAGCCCCGCCUGGAACACAAUGUCCAUCGUCCUGAGGGACAGCGGUGCCCUCAGGUUCGUCAAGUACGUCAGCAAGCGCGCCAAGGGUGACAGAUGGGACAUCUCCGGUGCCUUCGAGGUUGAGCAGGCCGCCGAUGAUGGCGAUCAGAACGGUGGGCCGUCUGGGGCAGUGACCGGAGACUCCGAUGAUGUCGGGGACGAGGAGUUGUUUUCUGAUGAGAGCGAGUCGGACUAA
Geosmithia morbida is the source of this 1905-nucleotide messenger RNA. Its product is annotated as Oxoglutarate and iron-dependent oxygenase degradation C-term. The record is from RefSeq and is a predicted model, not a curated record. Bases 1 to 1905 code for a protein of 634 amino acids. Gene Ontology annotation, cellular component: cytoplasm. The transcript is spliced from 2 exons. NCBI's taxonomy places the organism in Eukaryota, Fungi, Ascomycota, Sordariomycetes, Hypocreales, Bionectriaceae. Gene Ontology annotation, biological process: regulation of translational termination; peptidyl-proline hydroxylation. Gene Ontology annotation, molecular function: peptidyl-proline dioxygenase activity; iron ion binding; L-ascorbic acid binding.